CUGCAUUCGCUUUCACUGUCGUAUGACCAGGUGAAAAAGUAACUUGCUGUAAUUUGAUUUAAUGUCUAUCAUGUGUCGAUUGUUAGUCGCUUUCACGUCGACGCUUCUCGUCCUCACAAUAAUUGAAUCGGUGGGGGCGGGCACUUAUCAUCCUUAUCAUAUUGAUGAGUAUAUGACGGUACCGAAUAACGAAACAGGAAUCAAAGUAGCACAGUGGACCGAGGAAAUGAACAUGAACCCUGAGGAAUUGGGUAACUACUUCGAGGGAGAUAUCAUGAUUUCAAACAGCACCACAAGAAACGGUGAUACUAAAGCAAAGCGUUGGCCUAAUCGACAGAUUCCCUACGUAAUUACUGGUAGAUUCACUCAGAAGCAGAGGAAUCUUAUACAAGAUGCGAUGAAACAAUAUCAUUCUAAGACAUGCAUGCGAUUUAAAAAGAGGACGAACCAAAAGGAUUAUCUGGAUAUUCGAAGUGAUAAUACUGGAUGCUGGAGCUGGAUUGGUAGGAGAGGUGGUAAACAACAAGUGAACUUGCAAGCUCCUGGUUGUGUAAAUGCGAUAGGUACCCCGGUACAUGAGCUCCUGCACGCCAUCGGCUUUUGGCACGAACAUACUAGAGAAGAUCGAGAUGGUUAUGUGAACAUCAAUUGGAAUAAUAUUCCAAAAAACCAACAGCAUAAUUUCAUGAAGGCUAACAAGGGACAGACCACCUCUUAUGGUGUCCGUUACGAUUACGGCAGCGUGAUGCAUUAUUCAGCAUACGCGUUUGCCAAAAAUCCCAAAGUAAAAACCAUUAUUACAAAGAAACCAAAAAAUGCAAAAAUCGGUCAGAGAAGGGGCCUUAGCAAUUCAGACAUUACAAAGAUCAAAAGAAUGUACAAAUGCUGAUGUAUGAGAGUAAUUGGCAUCUAUGUCAAGGAUCAGUACUGAUGCAAAAAAUGGCUUUGAUAAUGGCUUUCUGUAUUAAAAAUAAAUUCUAAAUUAAAAAUAUUAAAAUUUGUUUUGUUACUAAGAAGUAAAUAAUACUUAGCAUUGUGUAUAAAACAUGAACAUAUAAACCACGUCACUUUUUUUUCUACGAUAUUGGCGAACGUAAUUUAUAAUUUCAUUAAGUAUUAAUAUUGAUUAAAUAUUAUA
Molecule: messenger RNA, 1138 nt
Organism: Wasmannia auropunctata (little fire ant)
Lineage: Eukaryota; Metazoa; Arthropoda; Insecta; Hymenoptera; Formicidae
Product: zinc metalloproteinase nas-4-like
Exons: 4
Coding region: 62-889 (275 amino acids)
Biological process (GO): proteolysis
Molecular function (GO): zinc ion binding; metalloendopeptidase activity
Source: RefSeq, a predicted model, not a curated record